CAGCUCAUUCUUCAGGUGAUGCCACCAGAGGGCUCCGGCUGUUGCUAAGGGGGAGGGGUUUACACUGCAAUGGGGGGCAAUCCCCCAAAGUGGCCCCUUUGAUUCUGCUCUUUUUCUAGUGUUUGGCUCAGAGAUGCUGUUACUGGGAGGGACUGAAGAGCCUGGGGGGAAUCGGGGUGUGACAUGGACUGAAGCCCCUUCUGUAACCUCCCCCAUCGCCUCUCUUGCCCCGACAGGCUGAGGAAUCACGUCCACGUUUCGCUCCAGAUCGUCCCGUCUUCCAGGAGACAGGGAAGGGAAAUGGCAGUGAUGGAGCCAGCUCAGGUGCCAGUGACCUUUGAGGAUGUGGCUGUGUAUUUCACCCAGGGGCAGGGGGCUCUACUGGACCCCGCUCAGAGAGCCCUCUACAGGGACAUCAUGCAGGAGAACUAUGAGACGGUGACCUCGCUGGGAUUUCCCCUUCCCAAACCUGAGCUGAUCACCCGGCUGGAACGAGGGGAAGAGCCGUGGGUCCCGGAUCUCCAGAUCUGCGAGGAAAGAGAGAUCCCAAGAGGCGACCGCACAGGUGCUGAGCGAGGGAGUGAGAAUGAGGAGGGGAAUCAUGAGGAUGUUCCUAGUGAAGUGGAUGAAUGUAUUAUAUGUGGGGGAAGACCCAAGGAUCCCACAGCCCAGCAGACAAAUCCCAGUGAAGAGAAACCCUAUCAGUGCCUCAAAUGUGGGAAAGGAUUCAUUCUAAGAUCACAGCUUGUGACAUAUCAGACAAUCCAUACUAGAGAGAAACCCCUUCAAUGCUUGGACCAUGGCAAAAGCUUCAAUAAUCGCUCAGACCUGAAAAACCAUGGGAGAUGCCACACAAGAGAGAAACCCUUUCAAUGCCUUGAGUGCAAGAAAUCUUUCUACUCUAAGUCAGCACUAAUAACACAUCAGAGAAUUCACGCAGAAGAGAGACCCCAUAAGUGCUUGGACUGUGGGAAAAGUUUCACACGGAGAUCA
This is a messenger RNA of Chrysemys picta bellii (western painted turtle), 993 nucleotides long. NCBI's taxonomy places the organism in Eukaryota, Metazoa, Chordata, Testudines, Emydidae. The record is from RefSeq and is a predicted model, not a curated record.